Molecule: messenger RNA, 1492 nt
Organism: Tarenaya hassleriana
Lineage: Eukaryota; Viridiplantae; Streptophyta; Magnoliopsida; Brassicales; Cleomaceae
Product: bifunctional protein FolD 1, mitochondrial
Exons: 5
Coding region: 285-1349 (354 amino acids)
Biological process (GO): tetrahydrofolate interconversion
Cellular component (GO): cytosol
Molecular function (GO): methenyltetrahydrofolate cyclohydrolase activity; methylenetetrahydrofolate dehydrogenase (NADP+) activity
Source: RefSeq, a predicted model, not a curated record
UAUUUUUUUCCAAUUCAGUUUGCCAAAACUCUGAAAUAAACAAAUAGUCUCUCAUCCCAAUUGAAUAUUGUCCGGUUUUCUUUUGAUUCAUUUUUCUACAAACGGAAAAUAACCGAACCAGAAUUUGAUAGAGCCAAAAGUGAGAAAUGCUUCGUCAAGCUUCAUAUUAGCCCAUAGGGUGCUACAAAUCUGUCUCCUUUGGUGUUUUUUUCUAGUCUUUCAAAUUAGGGUUUUCAUAUAGAUUUGAGUCAUUGACUGCGUAACAUCUGGGUAGGGUUCAAGCGAUGGCGAUGAUCGCGAGGAGGGCCGAUUUAGGACAAAAGGUAAUUCGUUUGUCGAAAAGGGAAGUUCAUUCCCUGAAUCCAAUCAUAAUGUCUCCAUCUCUUGUGUCCCUCGACUUGUCCGACGAUUGGGUUCCUUUCUCUCAUCCUCCGUCUCCUCCUCUCUUCUCGAGUGAGCAGAAGACCACUGUAAUAGACGGGAAAUCCAUUGCCGAAGAAAUCAGGACGAGAAUUGCUAGUGAAGUUCGGGAGAUGAACAAGUCCAUCGGUAAAGUUCCCGGUCUCGCGGUGGUGUUGGUCGGUCAGAGAAGAGACUCGCAGACGUAUGUUAGGAACAAAAUCAAAGCUUGUGAAGAAGCUGGGAUUAGAUCUGCCAUGGCUGAACUGCCUGAGGACUGUACUGAAGAACAAGCUAUUCGUGUAUUGUCUCAGUUCAAUGAAGACCCUUCCGUGCAUGGUCUGCUCGUGCAGCUUCCUUUGCCCCCGCAUCUUGAUGAAGCUAAGAUCUUGAGUAUGGUGAGGUUAGAGAAAGACGUGGACGGGUUUCAUCCAUUAAACAUGGGACAUCUCGCAAUGAGAGAGAGGGAGCCAUUGUUCAUAUCAUGCACUCCGAAAGGCUGUGUCGAGUUGUUGCUAAGAUCUGGCGUGGAGAUCAUGGGCAAGAAUGCUGUGGUGAUCGGUAGAAGCAACAUCGUAGGGUUGCCCACUUCCUUGUUAUUGCAGAGGUAUUACGCAACAGUGACCACAGUGCAUGCUUUCACAAAGAGACCAGAGCACAUCACCCGGGAGGCUGAUAUCGUGGUUGCAGCCGCAGGUGUGCCUAAUCUGGUCCGCGGCAGUUGGCUGAAGCCCGGAGCAGUCGUCAUCGAUGUCGGGACAGUCCCGGUUGAGGACAGGAGGAGUGAGCAUGGAUACCGGCUGGUGGGAGAUGUGUGUUAUGAGGAAGCAUUAGGGGUGGCUUCGGCCAUUACCCCUGUGCCCGGAGGAGUUGGACCCAUGACCAUUGCCAUGCUUCUUUCCAAUACUUUGGACGCUGCCAAACGCGCGUACGGCCUACUCAACUACUGAUAUAUAUAUAUAUAUAAUAUGGCUUUGAUUCUGGUUAGGGAUCCAUUUCUGUAGAUGUAAUGUAAUAAUAACCUUCAGAGAUGUCUUGACAGAGCUGUUUUAAAGGGUUUAGAUAUGACAGUAGUUUUCUUCGGCUUUGUCCA